UGCAUAUUGUCGUGUGGCAUCUUGGGUAACGUAGUUCUUAGAUGCCUGAGGCGUUUCAGAACGAGUGUGUAGUAUGAUUACGAUAGCCACAAGUCGGAUUCAGCUGAGGGAAGGUUCCGUGAAGAAGGGAAGAGUGAGGGAGAGGGGGGAAGGAGUAGUUUCCCUUCAUCUUUGCUGUUGUGGGGGAAAUGGCGGCCGAGGAAGCGGUGCUGCUGCCGUCGUCGUUCCCCAAAGAGGGGGGACGCACGGAAGACGGAGAGCGUGAGGAGGAAUCUGAGGCCCUCAAUGGCAUGGAUAUCUCCAGAAAAAUGGAAGGUCCAAAGCCAGAUGUUGCAAUUAGUAGAGAAGAAGUAAAAGGCAAAAAGGAAGAAAUAGAUCCAGAGUCUGUACAAGAGACUAACAGCAGUAACCUACUGGAUGCAUCAUCUGACUCUCCAAGAGACAAGCAUAUUUCAAUUCAAAGGACACUUGCUGAUUUAGAAAAAUUGGCAGGCCUGAAGGAAAGUUGCCUAAUCUCAACUAUUUCCCAGAAUGCAGACCAUCAUGUGGCAGCACCUGGCAAGAAGUCUUGUCUGUUGUGCCCUGAAGAGAAGUUCAAAGCUUGUUAUGGUCACAAGCUCCAUCGCCACCUACAGAAUCUCCACUGGAAAGUGUCUGUUGAAUUUGAAGGCUACAGAAUGUGCAUCUGUCACUUACCUUGUCGCCCUGUGAAACCAAAUGUUGCUGGAGACCAGAUAUCCAUAAAGAUGGGAGCCCAUUAUCACUGCAUUAUCUGUUCAGCAACCAUUACUCGAAGGACUGAUAUGAUAGGGCAUAUUAAACGUCAUGUGAACAAAGGAGAAACUGAAUCAAGGUUUACACCAGCACCUGCUCCCAAAUCUACAUAUGAAGUACUGAAAGAAGCAGAUACAGAUGUGCAAGUCCUUCCUAAUUAUUCUACGCCACAGAAAACUGAUUCUUAUUUUAAUCCUAAAAUGAAACUUAACAGGCAACUUGUAGUCUGUGCUUUAGCUGUCCUUGCUGAAGAAAGGAAACCUUUGGAAUGUCUGGAUGCAUUUGGAGCUACUGGUAUAAUGGGUUUACAGUGGGCGAAGCAUCUUGGAAAUUCUGUGAAGGUCACAAUUAAUGACUACAAUGAAAAUUCUGUGACAAUGAUACAGGAAAAUUGUCAUUUAAAUAAGAUGAAAGUGAUUAUGAACAUCAAAGAGGAUGAAGACUGUGAUGACACAACGGAAGAAGGGGAAGAAAACUUGCCUACAAUUGAAGUGACAAAAAUGGAUGCCAAUGUCAUCAUGCACUUGAGAGCAUUUGAUUUUAUACAUCUGGACCCAUUUGGGUCAUCGGUGAACUAUCUAGAUGCAGCUUUCAGAAAUGUAAGAAACCUUGGAAUUGUGUCGGUGACAUCAACAGAUACCAGUUCUCUCUAUUCAAAAGCUCAGCAUGUCGCCCAGCGUCACUAUGGCUGCAACAUUGUCAGGACAGAGUACUACAAGGAACUGGCUGCUAGGAUGGUAGUUGCUGCUGUGGCAAGAGCUGCUGCUCGAUGCAACAAAGGCAUUGAGGUUUUGCUUGCAGUGGCUCUUGAACAUUUUGUAUUAGUGGAGGUGAGAGUACUGAGGGGGCCGUCUCCUGCAGAUGAUACUGUCAAGAAAAUCCGGUACCUAAUCCACUGCCAGUGGUGCGAAGAGAGGAUAUUCAAGAAAGAGGGCAACAUGAUAGAAGAGAACCCUUAUCGCCAGCUCCUGUGCGACUGCCACAGCCAUAUGACAGGCAAGACAGCAGUGGAACUUGGUCCUCUGUGGUCAGGACCCCUUUUCAACACUGGAUUUCUCAGAAGAAUGUUGUUUGAAGCAGUCCAGUAUGGUUUAGAAGACAUCCAGACACUUCUAAAAACACUAAUAUGUGAAGCAGAGUGCACAACUCUCAAGCAGUUUUCAAUCCAUGGGCCUACCAGCCAGAACAAACAAGAAGAAUGUGGUGUGUUUAUUAAGACACCAGAUACUGCAACUGAUUACUACGUUGUACAUGGAAAAAGAAAAAAUGAAAUCGGCCAAAAUGGAACAAAGCGCCAGAAGUUAGAGAGUAAUGCUGAACAUCCUGUCUUUUAUUACAAUAUUCACAGACACAGCAUUAAAGGAAUGAACAUGCCAAAGUUAAAUAAGUUUUUGCAUUAUCUCUCUCAAGCUGGCUAUCGAGUAAGUCGAACUCAUUUUGAUCCCAUGGGUGUUCGCACCAACGCCCCCCUGGUGCAGUUUAAAUCUAUCCUUGUGAAGUACAGUACUCCUACAUAUACAGGAGGGCAAUCUGAAGGCUCUCUGCAGGCUUCUGAGGAUUCUCAGGUAGGAGUUGAAGGCGACUUUGCAGAAGAAAGCAUAUAAAAUAACGCCUCUGGCCAAAAUUGUCCUUUUUAUUGAAGAUUGUGUUGUAACUGAACCAACAGUCUCUCAAGAUACAGAAUUUUAUGUGUGACUGCUCAGGUAACUGUUAUCAGGACACUUUCAGAAAACCAUUGAAGAACAGUCACCUAUGCUCCAAGUAACAUCACAGUUCAGCUACAAGCUGUUAUUUACAUUUUACUGCUUGCUUUAAUGGAUUUACAACUACCAUGAGCUUCCUUACCCUUUUAAUUCCUUGUUCAGAUGUAUGAUAUUUCCUAAGAGAAGAACAUAAGCAAGGAGUUGAGGAGCACCAACUGUGUGUAGGUAUGUGCAUGUAUUACUAGCACCUACUAAUAAAGUAUUCUAUCUUU
Messenger RNA from Rhineura floridana, 2749 nucleotides. It is a transcript of the gene TRMT1L, whose product is annotated as tRNA methyltransferase 1 like. Gene Ontology annotation, molecular function: RNA binding. NCBI's taxonomy places the organism in Eukaryota, Metazoa, Chordata, Lepidosauria, Squamata, Rhineuridae. The transcript has 16 exons. Gene Ontology annotation, biological process: tRNA N2-guanine methylation. Gene Ontology annotation, cellular component: nucleus. The coding region runs from base 189 to 2378 and encodes 729 amino acids. The record is from RefSeq and is a predicted model, not a curated record.